Molecule: messenger RNA, 909 nt
Organism: Pediculus humanus corporis (human body louse)
Lineage: Eukaryota; Metazoa; Arthropoda; Insecta; Psocodea; Pediculidae
Product: synaptic glycoprotein SC2, putative
Exons: 5
Coding region: 1-909 (302 amino acids)
Biological process (GO): very long-chain fatty acid biosynthetic process
Molecular function (GO): oxidoreductase activity, acting on the CH-CH group of donors; protein binding
Source: RefSeq, a predicted model, not a curated record
AUGGAGAUUGAAUUUCUUAGUAGUGCCGGUUCGAAGUCCCUCGGCCGUUUUAAAAAUGCUUCAUCAUCAACUACCGUUGCUCAAUUGAAAAAAGAAGUUUACAAGUUAAACAAAAAAUUACAUCCAAAUCGACAAUCAUUAAAAUUAGAUGUUAAAGGAAAAGCUCUGAAAGAUAAUGAUACUUUAAAAUCAUUAAAUUUAAUGGACGGAUCAAAGGUUUAUGUGAAAGAUUUAGGCCCUCAAAUAGGUUGGAAAACAGUGUUUUUAGCCGAGUAUGCUGGACCCUUAGGGGUGUAUUUGCUGUUUUAUCAAAGGCCAUGGUUGAUUUAUGGUAACGAUGUAGAAAAUUUACCUUAUCAUUUUGUUGUUCAUAUUGCAGCUGCAUGUUAUUUUUUUCAUUAUUUCAAAAGAAUUUUGGAAACACUUUUUGUACAUCGAUUUUCUCAUGCUACAAUGCCUUUGACAAAUUUAUUCAAAAAUUGUUCUUAUUACUGGAUGUUUACUGCAUAUGUUGCUUAUCACAUAAACCAUCCAUUAUAUACCGCUCCGAGUUUUCUGCAAAUAUAUUUGAGCUUGGCUUUAUUCUUGCUUUGUGAAUUUGGAAACUUUAGUAUACAUGUGGCAUUGAGAAAUUUAAGACCAGCAGGUAGCAAUGUUCGUAAAAUACCAGUUGCCACAAAGAAUCCAUUCACAAAAUUAUUUAAUUUUGUAUCUUGUCCAAAUUAUACAUAUGAGUUUGGAAGCUGGGUUUUUUUCACACUGAUGACGCAGUGCUUACCAGCUGCCAUAUUCGCUCUUGCUGGAAUGUAUCAAAUGACUGUUUGGGCUAUAGGAAAACAUAAAAAUUACAAAAAAGAAUUUCCAAAUUAUCCAAAAAAUAGAAAAGCCAUUCUUCCUUUUCUUAUUUAA